Molecule: messenger RNA, 789 nt
Organism: Styela clava
Lineage: Eukaryota; Metazoa; Chordata; Ascidiacea; Stolidobranchia; Styelidae
Source: RefSeq, a predicted model, not a curated record
AGGUUACGUUCCAAAUUAUGAUACAUGCAUCUGGUAUGUUGGAAAAACUCACCUGUAAGAAGGAAAUUAUCUGCACUGAGUACUCGAGUCAAGAACAAACGUUUUUAUCAAGAAUUUGCCAGUUUAGUUAUGUAUCAUUACUCUCAUCUUGGAAUAUGGUAUGUUUUAAAACUGUCUAUACUUGCGAAGAACUUUCUUCGUCUAGAAGACGGUGCUUGGUUUGCUAAGGUUCAUUGGAAAAGACAACCAGAAAUAUACGAUAUCAUAUACUAUGUUGCAUUGUGCGAAAAAGACAUACAAGCCAUCAUUAUUCAAAGAGGAAUCCAAAAGUUUCUUGACCGCAGAAGACAAUUGAGAAAAAUACGACAAAAAGCAAAAAUAAUUCAAAGAUGGUGGAGGCGAAUUCUUCAAUGUAGACAAUGUUGGGUGAAGAUAAAGAAGGAACUGGAAGAUAGUAACAGAGGUAGAACCGAUCCACAAGCAAUUAUUUUGAGUGCAAAUGUUCAGACUCAGACUGAUGAGGAAGAAAGCGUUGAAAAGAUCAAUUCAACGAGACUACAGUUAACGACCGUCAAGGCCACACUGAAAACGAUCCACGAUGGUUUAAUCUACAUGAUAAAUUCUAUAGAAUCGCGUGAAGAUAAUAGAAACUCGAUGACGGUUGCCUACGACGAUAUCCUGCCGAUAGCCUUGGCUCUACAGGAAGCAGUGACAUCUUUGGAGAACUCCGGAGAUGGAGAUGACAUGCCAGUGCAUCACAUUGAGAAGUCAUCAUCUUAACAAGAGUCG